AUCAUCUUUUCCUCUUUCAAAGUAGAACCACAUAACAAAAACACUAAUCAAUUAAUAGGAGUAUCUACCACUAAUGUUACUUCAGGUUGGUUACACUCAUUACUAUUUAAAUGUGACGACUCAAUGCAGUGCAGAGUGUACUAACCAGAACAAAAAACCAUUCAUAUACAAUGGACCAGUUAACCAGAAACCAAGCAAAUUCAACAGCUCUAACCCCACUCACCUUCUUAGAAAGAGCAGCCACUGUCUAUGGCAACUCCAUUUCAAUCAUAUACAACAAUACCUCAUUCACUUGGUCUCAAACCCACAAAAGAUGUCUUCAACUUGCUUCAUCACUUUCUUCCCUCGGCAUCCAAAAAGGCGACGUCGUCUCCGUCCUUUCCCCCAACACUCCGGCCAUGUAUGAGCUUCAUUUCUCCGUUCCAAUGUCCGGCGCCAUUCUCAAUAACCUCAACUUCCGACUCGACCACAAAAGCCUCUCUGUUCUCCUCAUCCAUAGUGAAUCGAAACUCAUCUUUGUUGACAUUCUCUCUCUUUCUCUUACACUCAACGCUCUCUCAUUAUUCCCAACAAACAUCCAACAACCUAAGCUCGUCCUCAUCAUGGAUGAAACCCUAGCACCAAACCAGAUUCCUCCACUUCCAAAAAACGUAAACAUUAUCAACACCUAUGAGGGUCUUGUAACAAAAGGUGAUCCAAAUUUCAAAUGGAUUCAACCUAACUCAGAGUGGGAUCCUAUUACGUUAAACUACACCUCCGGAACGACUUCAUCUCCGAAAGGUGUAGUGCAUUGUCAUAGAGCAACGUUCAUUGUUUCCCUUGAUUCACUCGUUGAUUGGUCAGUUCCGGUUCAACCGGUUUUCUUGUGGACAUUGCCUAUGUUUCAUUCUAAUGGAUGGAGCUACCCGUGGGCAAUGGCUGCAGUUGGAGGAAUAAAUAUCUGCGCGCGUAGGAUUGACGCGCCGACGAUCUACCGUUUGAUUGAGUCUCAUGGUGUAACACACAUGUGUGCUGCACCGGUUGUGCUUAACAUGCUGUCAAGUUUCAACAAAACUGAACCGUUAAAAAAACCGGUUCAUGUUUUGACAGGAGGGUCUUCGCCACCGGCGACUAUUCUCUGUCGUGCUGAGUUAUUAGGGUUUGAGGUUAGUCAUGGAUAUGGAAUGACGGAGACAUGUGGAGUGAUAGUGUCGUGUGCUUGGAAGAGAGAAUGGGAUAGGUUUCCGGCGACGGAGAGGGCGAGGAUGAAGGCAAGGCAAGGUGUGAGGAGGGUGGGGGUGGCGGAGGUUGAUGUGGUCGGACCCACUGGUGAAAGUGUAAAGAAUGAUGGUGUAACGGUUGGUGAAAUCGUUGUAAAAGGUGCUUGUGUUAUGCUUGGUUAUUUAAAAGAUGAAUAUGCCACGUGGCAGUGUAUGAGAAAGGAUGGUUGGUUUUACACGGGUGAUGUUGGGGUUAUACAUAAGAAUGGGUAUAUGGAGAUUAAGGAUAGGACAAAAGAUGUGAUAAUAAGUGGUGGAGAGAAUAUGAGUAGUGUGGAGGUUGAGGCUGUUUUGUAUAUGCAUCCGGCGGUUAAGGAGGCGGCGGUGGUGGCGAGGCCGGAUGAGUUUUGGGGCGAGACGCCGUGUGCAUUUGUGAGUUUGAAUGACGAGUUGAAGGAAGAGGAGAUACCGACGGAGAAGGAGGUUAAGGAGUUUUGUAGAGAGAAGUUGCCACAUUUUAUGGUGCCUAAGACGGUUGUGUUUAAGGAGGAGUUGCCAAAGACUUCAACUGGAAAGAUUCAAAAACAUGUGCUUAGAAGGGUUGCUAGGGCUAUGGGGUCCUUGCCAAUACUACCACCACUACUACUUCCAAGUCGCAUUUAAUCAUGCAACAUGCUUCCCAAUUCCCAUUAAUGAUUUAUGCAUUUUUGAGAUGAAGAGGGAGAGAAUGAGAGAGUAUAAUGUGGUAUGCUGCUGGUUAAGAUGGUCUAAAAUGGCUCAUCAAAUUUGAUUUAUUUCUAUAUUAUUUCAAAGCUAAUACGUAGGUUUUUUUUUCUUCUUGUAUGUAUCUUCAUGAUUCAAGCAUUUAUAUUUUAUACCAACUAUAGUUUGUGUUUACUUCUUGUAUGGGUCUAUUAUUUUAAGGUUGGUGAGAUGCAAAUUAGACAGAUAGUUGCAAGUCUUGGUCCAUAUGUCUAUUUAUAUGCUUGUGGUA
Medicago truncatula (barrel medic) is the source of this 2193-nucleotide messenger RNA. Its product is annotated as probable acyl-activating enzyme 6. Bases 171 to 1862 code for a protein of 563 amino acids. The record is from RefSeq and is a predicted model, not a curated record. NCBI's taxonomy places the organism in Eukaryota, Viridiplantae, Streptophyta, Magnoliopsida, Fabales, Fabaceae. The transcript has a single exon.